Lates calcarifer (barramundi perch) is the source of this 1811-nucleotide messenger RNA. It is a transcript of the gene cyp21a2, whose product is annotated as steroid 21-hydroxylase. Gene Ontology annotation, molecular function: iron ion binding; steroid 17-alpha-monooxygenase activity; heme binding. The transcript is spliced from 12 exons. Lineage: Eukaryota; Metazoa; Chordata; Actinopteri; Centropomidae. Gene Ontology annotation, biological process: hormone biosynthetic process; progesterone metabolic process. The coding region runs from base 53 to 1624 and encodes 523 amino acids. The record is from RefSeq and is a predicted model, not a curated record.
AGCAGUGCUAUGACCAGCUUUCUGAAGUGGGACACCAGCGAGGAGCCACGAAAUGGCUAUAGAAAUAUCAGUGAUCAGUGUGGGAGCUGUGUUCCUAGUUGUGCUGCUAUUGAUGGUACUGAGCUGCUUUUCUGAUCGGAGAGACAAAUCUGUACAGGGAGAUCCCAAGGGAACUCAAUCUGGACUUCUGCACUGUCUGUAUCAGUAUCUUUCCCGCUCCCCAUCUCCCUCCCUCCCAGGUCCUCCUAGCCGCUUCCUCAUCGGCAACAUGAUGGAGCUGACGCAUGAUCAUCUCCCAAUUCACCUGACCAAUUUGGCACAACGUUAUGGAAACAUUUACCGGCUGAAUUGUGGAAACACAACCAUGGUGGUACUUAAUAGUGGUGAAGUUAUAAGAGAAGCUUUGGUGAAGAAAUGGUCUGACUUUGCUGGGAGACCAAUUUCAUACACCGGUGAUAUUGUGUCUGGGGGAGGGCGCUCAAUCUCUCUGGGGGACUAUAAUGAGGAGUGGAGGGCGCAUCGUCGCCUCGUACACAGUGCUCUGCAGCGCUGCUGCCAGAAGUCUCUGCACGACGUCAUCGAGAGACAGGCACUGCAUCUGCGAAAGGUUUUGAUGGACUAUAAAGACAGAGCUGUAGAUCUCUCAGAGGAUUUCACAGUGGCAGCCAGCAAUGUCAUCACCACAUUGGCCUUUGGAAAGGAAUACGACAAGAGUUCUUCAGAGCUGCAGCAGCUGCACUGCUGUUUGAAUGAGAUUGUAGCUCUGUGGGGCUCAUCUUGGAUUUCUGCUCUGGACUCCUUCCCGCUGCUCAGGAAAUUGCCAAAUCCUGUGUUUUCCCGUCUCCUGAGAGAGGUGGCCAGGAGAGAUGAAAUCAUAAAAAAACAUCUCAACAAUUACAAGUCACAAGACAAAAAAAAUGAGGACGCUAUCACAGGUUCCCUCCUCCAGGGCCUUGACAAACAUCACAACACAGAAGAUGGAGUGCUCCUUACAGACACUCACGUUCACCUGGCCACCGUGGAUCUUCUCAUUGGGGGAACAGAGACCACUGCAGCCUGGCUGAACUGGACCGUGGCCUUCCUUUUGCACAGACCAGAGGUGCAGACCAGGGUGCACGAGGAGUUGUGUACAGUACUAGAGGGACGAUACCCCAAGUACAGUGACAGACACAGACUUCCUGUUCUGUGCUCUUUGAUCAACGAGGUGCUCAGACUCAGGCCGGUUGCCCCGUUGGCGGUGCCACACAGAGCCAUCAGAGACAGCAGUAUUGCAGGUUACUUCAUCCCCAAGAACACAGUCAUCAUUCCUAAUCUUUUUGGUGCUCACCAUGACCCUGCAGUUUGGACUGACCCAUACAGCUUUAAACCAGAGCGCUUUCUGGAGGGGGGAGGAGGCUCCGCUCGUGCCCUGGUCCCUUUCGGAGGGGGGGCUCGGCUCUGCCUGGGGGAGUCAGUUGCAAAAAUGGAGCUCUUUCUGUUCACUGCCUACUUGCUGAGAGAUUUCCAGUUCAUUCCUCCAGGAAGCGAGGCCUCUCUGCCCGACCUGAGAGGAGUUGCUAGUGUUGUGCUCAAGGUCAAGUCCUACACAGUUAUAGCACGACCCAGACCUGGGACUAAUCCCUGAACUGCAGAGUGCGUACUGUUACUUAUUGCUUAAACAUUAGUGCAUUUGUGUGCAAAUGAAUGUGUUUUUUAUGUAGAUGUAAUUACAGAACCUUCUCAUGUAUGUUCAUCAUCAAUACUUCCUCUGUUUGUUUGCAGUAUUGGAUAUUCUGAUUAAAAUAGCCUGUUAAUGGGCUCUUAACACAGAA